CUCACAGUGAAACGAGUCAUUUGGCAGCAGCGGCAGCUGGACGUGAACUCGUCUCUCACGAACGCUACUUCCAUUUUUCAGAAUCCGAAGCGAGAAUGCAAACAUUCGUGGUGCUACUGUCUGCUUCUGUUUCCGUACUGGUCGUCAUGAUGGGCGUCACAGCCAGACCAUCCGGUGCCCCUAGAUCUGCCUGCGGCACCAUGGUUCCGAGACAUGGCGCCGAGCACCAUUCUGGGAGCAACCGGUACAGACUGACUCAGAGCUGUCUGGACUUCAAGGAGGAUAGCCUCAUUGAAGUGAACCUAACAGCAAUGGGUAAGGCGACGUUCAAAGGUUUUCUGGUCAAAGCCAUCGUUGAUGGGGAAGAAGCGGGUGACUUCCUGUCAGGUGAAGACAGCCAACCCGUGCAUGGUUGCCCAGGAUUCGCAACGCACGUGGACCCUGACCACAAGACGCACGCAGCUCUCCUAUGGAAUCCACCAACAAGCAAGGGCGCCGUCACAUUCAUGGCAACCAUUGUGAAGGACUACACGACGUUUUACAGGAACAUCGGUAAGCCGGUGGACUGACAAGGCAAGAUGGGGAAAAAACGCCUUUCGAAGAAAAUAGACCAUCAUCAUCUAAACUGUCGCAAAAAAGCACACUGAAUAAAGAGUGAAGUGCUUAUCUAUAAAAAAA
Molecule: messenger RNA, 678 nt
Organism: Dermacentor andersoni
Lineage: Eukaryota; Metazoa; Arthropoda; Arachnida; Ixodida; Ixodidae
Product: putative defense protein 1
Cellular component (GO): membrane
Source: RefSeq, a predicted model, not a curated record